Vespula pensylvanica (western yellowjacket) is the source of this 491-nucleotide messenger RNA. RefSeq lists its product as uncharacterized. The transcript is spliced from 3 exons. NCBI's taxonomy places the organism in Eukaryota, Metazoa, Arthropoda, Insecta, Hymenoptera, Vespidae. The record is from RefSeq and is a predicted model, not a curated record. Bases 36 to 431 code for a protein of 131 amino acids.
AAAAGUGCUGAGAAAAACAUUAACCAUUAUUCAAAAUGUUGUACAGCAGUGAAAAAUAUGGUCAGCCCUUUGUGGCUCCUAUUCGAUUGUUUUAUAUACUAAUAAUUUUCGUGUGUUUGUCGACUGAAAUAAUCACAAUACCAUUACCUACACCUACGCAAGAAUAUCAAGAUUAUACUACAGAGAAUUUAACUAUGUUGGCAGAAAACUCAACAGAUAAUAACUUAUACAUUAUAAGAGCAGUAGUAUAUGAAAUUGGAGUUUUAACGGAUACUAAUAAUAACACUGAUGAAAAUCCAGAAAGACAUGAAGAGGUUAACAUUUCAAUUUAUAAUCCACCACAUAAAGAAAAUGGUUUGUUAGAUUUGGACAAAGUUCCAAUAUCAACUGAAGAUACUUUGAGUACGCAAGAAAGUAAUGCAGGAACAUAGUAUAAAAAUAUGUUAGAAUGUAAUUUUCAUUAAUAAUAUGCAGUUGAAUGAAAAAAUUAA